Racocetra persica is the source of this 2109-nucleotide messenger RNA. The record is from the annotation of a GenBank genome assembly. Lineage: Eukaryota; Fungi; Glomeromycota; Glomeromycetes; Diversisporales; Gigasporaceae.
AUGGAAUUAAAUGAGGAAAUAUACGAUGAAAAUGUUCCAACCAAACCCAAUGAUUCAGGGUCAUUACUUCAAAAUAUUCCAACGGAACAAACUGAAUCAAGGUUAUCAACUGAAUGCAAAAGUAUUAAUUCUACUAGUAGUAAUGUACAAAUUAAUAGCAGACGUCUUUAUAAAAUUGAAAACUCUGGAAACAGAACAACUCUCCAACAAAAUAGAUAUGCAAUUAAGAUAGCAACAGAAUCUUUAGUUGUUGAACAAAAUGAUACACCAAUUAUUAAUAGCACUGUUGACAACAAUGUUGGCUCAGAAUUAUAUCUAGACGCUUCUAGAGAACAAGCUAAAGAAAAUCUGAUACAAUUAUCUAAAGAUUCUAUUCCAGAUCAAAUACUUGUCCAAAUAAAAUCUUUGCAAUUUGAUUCAGAUCGAAUAAAAACCCGUGUCAAGAAAUCAAUUCGUCUUGUGACUCAAUACGCUUCUCAUAAUACGAAACCAGAUAUUUCUCUCGAAAGUCAAAUGCGAAACAUAUUUCUUUUCCCUUUUAAUUAUCAUUCAUUGGUUUUCGGCACGUUAAAAUUAUAUUUCUAUUACUAUGAAUCUUUGUUAAAUACAAAGAAAAGACUUGGAUAUAUCAUCAUUCAGUUGAGCUCUUUAAAACAAGCUAUUUUAAACCAAGCUGAAUUUGAAGGAACUUUUCCUAUCGAACAUCAUGCAUUAUUACAUCCCUUUGAAGUUGGUACCGCUCAAAUAAUUAUAAAUUUUCAUUUCCCUAAAGAACUACCCCUAAAUUCAGACAUACAACGUAGAUCGAUAUUUAUGAUUUCUCAUAGAACUAAUGGAAUAGAAGGAGUUCACAAAACAAAUGAAAAUUUUAAUCUCAUAUAUCCUGAAACGAAAUCUCUUAGUAUAUUAGAUUUUAUGUUAAGUAAAAAGAACGUAGAUGCAAUUAAGGAAUUUGUAUCCAUUUGUCAAGGGUUUUUCGGUCAUGGAUGGAAGAUGACCAAAUUAGAGUUUAUGAAAGCUUACAUUCUUCUGGAAAAAUAUUAUGAUCAAAAACAAAAUCAUUUUACGGGAAAUUUAAUUGAAGAUGUGGAUAAAUUAAAAAAAGCCAAAUAUUAUUUAAAAUUUUCUAUAGUAUCAUAUGGUUCUUUCAUGUUUAAUGUAUUUGGAUAUGGAUAUAGUUUGGCGCCAAAAAAUGCUAUGAGGAUGAAGUCUGAUCGAAAGACUGUUCAAGAUUAUUUUGGUAUUAGUAAAAAUGAUAUUAUUUGUUGGGAAUUUGGAAAAAUGACUGCUACCAUACCUAAUUAUAUGAUAAUUAGAGAUCCAAAGUCAAAUUCUAUUAUAAUAUCUAUUAGAGGAACAUUGAAUCUUGCAGAUGUGAUCACGGAUGUGCUUGCAUAUUAUGAACCGUGGAGAGGUGGUUUUGUUCAUCGUGGAAUGUUGCGCAGUGCACAAUAUCUUGUUAAAAAUUCUUUAAAGGACAUUCGAUCUGCAGUAAAAAAAUUCAAAGUCAAUUCAAUACAAGUAAUAGGACAUUCAUUGGGUGCUUCUGUAUCAUGUCUUGUAACAAUGCUUUUACGAAAACGAUGCAAGGAUCUAAUUGCAAAGGGAAUCGAUAUUCAUGCUUGGAAUUUUGGAACUCCACCAUGUUGUUCACUUGAUCUUGCAUGUAAAAAUGAAACUAUGAGUUACAUCGAUAAUUUUGUGAAUGAGAAUGAUAUUGUUCCGAGAUUAAGUUAUGGAAGCUUGAUAGAUUUCAGAGAAUUGGUUAAAUUUGUGGCUAACGAAUUAAAGAAUGGUGAUUAUAAAAAGAUGCCAUCAAAAGAUAAACAUUCUACAUUAAUGUCUUCCAUUGAUGAAUAUUACAAAAAUUUAAAAUCCAAUUCACGUGAACAAAAGUUAUAUAUCCCUGGUACAGUACACUAUUUAUAUAAAAAACGCAAUCCUUCCAAUCCAUUACUACCAGAAGUAUUAUGUGAAAAAUCUACACAAGAAUUAUUCAUAGAUAUUACUUUACGAAAGAAUUUUAUAUUACACCAUCUUCCAGAAAAAUAUGAUAAAAAGUUAGGAAAGGUUAUAAAACGUUUGGUUAAACAUUCAAAGAGCGAUUAA